GUUGUAAUCCUUCUCACCGAGAAGUGUGGUUAAAAAUAAUCCACAUUUCCCAAAUGACCAAAUGAAAACAUUCAGGUUUUUAAACUUCCUAUUUCGUCAUGGUGUUAUAAAAACAGUCAGAAGAACAAAAAGAGAGAGCAAGAACAGGGAAAGGCACCCUGCACACCCAGAGGCAGUCAGAGAGUAAAAGGAGAGAAAAUUCUCAAGCUGACUGCUCUUUUGGAACUUUCAAAACUGCACGCUGGUGGCCCGACAGGUCGUCCUUGCAGCCAUGUCCACAGGAGGGUUUGCCUCGGUCUUCUACAGCGAGCCGGCAGUUCUGGGGCUGCUGGCCAAUGUGUUCAGUGCCUUUUAUGUAGCGCUGCAGAACUUUGUCCAUGUGAGGACAGGGGAGCCGGCACAGGGACUGGAGAACACACUCGCAGGUGUGCACCUGAUCUUGAUUGGAGGGGCGGUGCAGCUGGUGGCCGGGCUGCUCACCUUCCGUAAGUAUGACCACUUAGCCGGCACCACCUUCCUGGCGUUCUCGGCGCUGUGGGGCAGCUACGGCGCCACGCGGCUCGUCCAGGGCUCCUGGGACGGCUUCAACGACACGCUGGCCGUCACCAACGUCACCGUGACGACUCGGCUCGGGCCCCCUCCCGUCAGCGAGUCGGCCACUGCCGGCCUGGUGGCCUACAUCAGCGUGGCCUUCAUCGUCACCUUCUGCUCGGCCACCGCCAGCUACGUGAUGCCGGUGGUGUUCGGGGCCAUCACGGUGACGCUGGCGCUGGAGGCCAUCGGCCUGCGGGCCACGGGCGCCCUGGCGGCUUCCGGAGCCUUCCAGCUGGUGAUCACGCUGGUGGGGCUGUACGGCGCCACCGCCCUGCUCCUGAAGGGCCUGUACCAGCGCCACGUCCUGCCCGGCUUCGGCAACGCCCUCUUCGACGUGCUGCUGCUGGGCGCCGCCGUCAAGCCCUCCGCCCAAAAGCAGGUGAGGAAGGGCAAGGAGGAAGAGGAGAAGAAGAAGGACAGCAAGUACGCGGAGCCCUUCGCCCUGGGAAACAUGGCUGACACGGUGGCGGCCGUCAUCCUGGCCUUCCACGGCUUCGGCUACCCGGCCUCCUUCCAGGUGGGGGUGCUGUGGCUCAGCUUCAACGCGGUGGCCCAGCUGCUGGCCAGCUACUACGCCUGCCUGCGAGGCGACGCCUUCCACUGCACCAAGUUCGGCCUGCACCUGGCCUUCUGGCUGGUGCUGGGCUGGGAGGAGUUCAUGGGCACCGUGUACCUGCCGGCGCUGGGCGCGGGGGCGGGGGAGGUGGCGGAGGCCCGGGCGCGGCUGGCGGGGAACUGGUUCUUCCUGCUGGCGUCUCUGCUGCCCUGCCUCCUGUCGCUGUCCCGCGACCGGCUGGAGCUGCUGCACAACCUGACCUUCAGCCUGGUGAUGGUCGCCGCCCUGCCGCAGAUCCCCGCCGCCUCCCGUGGGCCCUUCCUGGGCGUGGCCCUCACCCUGUACGCCCUCCUCAGCCUCGCCCUCUCCUUCAUCAGCCUGGUCAACUCCAUCGCCGAGAAGGUCCUGAUCCCGCGCGGAAACCGGCUGGUGGCCACCGGCAAGAUGCAGGAGGCGCUGUUCGGCCUGAAGCGCUGCCUCACGCCCCAACUCAUGCCCGUGCCCGCCUCCCCGGCCAGCCCCGCCCAGCUCUCCGCCCGCCUGCCCGACGCCCUCUUCUUCCUGUCCAAUGGCCUGGCUGCCUUCGCCGCCAUGCACCUGUCGGCGCUCAGGGUCACCUGCAGCCUCCUGGCCCUGCCCGGGGUGCUGCUUCCUGGAGGCCUGCUGCAGCUGUACGUGGCCCGCCUGCAGGUCCGGGGCGGGCGCAGGUUCGGGCCCACGGUGCCCUUCUGCUACGCUGCCAUCUGGAUGACCUGGUCCUGGCUGCGGUUUGCAGUUCCCAUUCUAGGUGUCACUGACCCCUCCAUACAUGCAUUCACUGCUGCAGCGGUGGCCUUCCUCAUCAUCAACUUCUUCAUCAUCAUCAUUGCUGCAUACAGCAACAUGGUUCUGCUGGUGCUCACCAUCACCAUGGAGGGCCUGCUCGGCACCUUCUUUCUCUUCUCCAUCAACAAGCCAGCGCUGCCAGAGGAAGUUGGGCUGCUGGCAUUCUUCGCCUUUGUGUGUCUGUACGGGGCGACAGCUUCACUGACCAACCACGUCUUUGAGAAGAACCUAUUUCCGAUGGGAUCAAAGCUCCUCAAGUCAAAGCCCAAAUCCACCUCAGCCACAGGACUCCCCUGCCCCUGCCCCACCUCUGAGAAAACAAGCGGCCUGAAGACCAUCGCCAACAUCCUGAACACGGGAGGGGUGUGCGGAAUCCCCUCCGACACGGUCUACACCCUGUCGGCCUCCUGCGAACACCCGUCCGCCAUCCAGCGCAUCUACAACAUCAAGGACCGACCAAUGGAGAAGCCCAUCUGCCUGACGAUUGCCACUCUGCAACAGCUUGAGGCCGUGGCUCCACCCUUCAGCCCGUUGCUAUGGGAGUUCAUGCGACACGUCUACCCUGGUGGCAUCGGCUGCAUUGUUAAGAAGGGGGAGUGGUUACGCAAGCUGGGGGUGGGAGAGGCCUACGACUAUGUGGGAACCAAGGACUCCAUCAUGAUCCGCAUCUCCGACCUGACCGUGACAUCGCAUCUGCUGAGCAUGACCGGCCCCCUCGCCAUCACCUCAGCCAACCCCAGCGGGGAGCCCGACAGCACGCACCACGACAUGGUCAUCACGCGUCUGGCAGACAAGCUGGACGGCGUCCUGUGCGACGGCGACUCCACCGAGCUGGUCUCCUCCACCGUGGUCAUCUGCACCAAGAUCGACGAAGGAACACUGUCUUUUCUGAGGGAGGGGGCGGUGCCCAAGGCCAAGGUGCUCCAGAUAUUUGAAAUGGUGAAAAACAAGAUGGCCGCACAAGACGCCUGAUGCCAUGGCUGCCACGUAUAAACAGUCUUCCCCUAGUGUAUCUGAAAAUGGAUGGAGAAAUCUGUUUGUUUGCUCCGUUAAGACAACACAGACACGCCGAUCAGACCAGCAGUCAAAUAUGUUUUUGGAAUACUUUAACACCUUAGAUGUUCUCACAAUGUAAAAGUGAACUAUUUUUCAAUCAUGUUACAACCCAAAGUGUACAAUAUGAAAGAAGAAUACUGUUCUUGCAUGUUGGUACGAACGGAUGUUUCAUUCAAGAUGAUCCAUAGAAGCAUGAAUUGCACUGCUGUAUUGUAUUUCAAUGAACAAUUUGGCCCAGGUCUGACACACACACACCCACAGACACACAGACACACAGACACAACAUGCACACACACACACACACAUUGUGGUAAACUAGUUCCAUUUGUGCAGAUUGCACAAGCACACUUCGCAUGAAUUCUGGUCAGUAGUUUUUAUGAAAUGCAAUGAAUUUCACACAAAAUCAGUUGCAAAGUCACUUGAAAUAUGUGUGAAGAACAUAUACGACUGAAUGUUUAUUUAUUGUUUCAAUUAUACAUACCCAUUAUACAGCACUAUGGAACAUAAAUAUUCAAAGAAAAAUAUUUUUUGCUCAAAAUAUAUUUAACAUCGUUGUCUCAAACGCCGCAUUUUGACGUACCGCCUUCUGAAAUGUGUACUAUUUGCUUUGUUUGUAAAUAAAGACCCGCAAAAAAUA
Molecule: messenger RNA, 3668 nt
Organism: Anguilla rostrata (American eel)
Lineage: Eukaryota; Metazoa; Chordata; Actinopteri; Anguilliformes; Anguillidae
Exons: 11
Coding region: 272-2947 (891 amino acids)
Biological process (GO): regulation of translational fidelity
Cellular component (GO): cytoplasm; membrane
Molecular function (GO): tRNA binding; double-stranded RNA binding; nucleotidyltransferase activity
Source: RefSeq, a predicted model, not a curated record